Molecule: messenger RNA, 3857 nt
Organism: Onychomys torridus (southern grasshopper mouse)
Lineage: Eukaryota; Metazoa; Chordata; Mammalia; Rodentia; Cricetidae
Gene: Castor2
Product: cytosolic arginine sensor for mTORC1 subunit 2
Exons: 9
Coding region: 350-1339 (329 amino acids)
Biological process (GO): negative regulation of TORC1 signaling; cellular response to L-arginine
Cellular component (GO): cytosol
Source: RefSeq, a predicted model, not a curated record
CGGCGUUUGAGUGGCAAGUUGUUUGUUACAGCGAACACCAGCUGCUGCUGCGCCGGGCGCCGCGCUCCGCCGGGCGCUGUUUGCUUGUCCACCCCGUAGCUCGCUGCACCCCGCAGGUCCUCCCCAGGCCUCCUUUUUUUGCAACUUGCCAAGCUUCCUUUUUCUGGAUCGAGUACAAAUCAGCCCAGCACCGAGCUCCCGGCCCCCUUCCCUGGGCCGGUUGCCCCACGGCUUGGGGCGCGCAGGGGGCGGGGGCCGCUGCUCGUCCCCGUCCCCCGCCCCCCCCCCCCGUCCCCCCGCCACUCGGGCCACCGCGGAUGAUCCGCUGUGAAGGAGCCCUGGGCGGACGAUGGAACUGCACAUUCUGGAACACCGGCUGCAAGUUGCCAGCGUCGCCAAGGAGAGUAUCCCGCUCUUCACCUACGGCCUCAUCAAACUUGCCUUCCUGUCUUCCAAGACCAGGUGCAAGUUUUUCAGCCUGACAGAGACCCCCGAGGACUACACCAUCAUCGUAGAUGAGGAGGGCUUCCUUGAGCUGCCCUCCUCUGAGCACCUGAGCGUGGCUGAUGCCACCUGGCUGGCCCUGAACGUGGUGUCUGGUGGCGGCAGUUUCUCCAGCUCCCAGCCCAUCGGUGUGACAAAGAUCGCCAAGUCUGUCAUCGCGCCAUUGGCUGACCAGAACAUCUCCGUGUUUAUGUUGUCCACCUAUCAGACUGACUUCAUCCUGGUGCGUGAGCGUGACCUGCCCUUUGUCACUCACACCUUGUCCGCGGAGUUCACCAUCCUUCGGGUUGUCAAUGGAGAAACGGUAGCGGCCGAGAAUCUCAGUAUCACCAAUGGCUUUGUGAAGCCCAAGAUGGUCCAGAGGCCGGUCAUCCACCCCUUAUCCAGCCCAAGCAACAGGUUCUGUGUCACCAGCCUGGACCCUGACACACUGCCCGCCGUCGCCACACUUCUCAUGGAUGUGAUGUUCUACUCCAAUGGAGUGAAGGACCCCAUGGCUGCCAGUGACGAUUGUGGCCACAUCCGCUUCUUCUCCUUCUCACUCAUUGAGGGCUACAUCUCACUGGUGAUGGAUGUCCAGACCCAGCAGAGGUUCCCGAGUCAUCUGCUAUUCACAAGUGCAUCCGGAGAGCUCUGGAAGAUGGUGCGGAUAGGGGGACAACCCCUGGGAUUCGACGAGUGUGGAAUUGUAGCCCAGAUCUCUGAGCCCUUGGCAGCUGCAGACAUCCCGGCAUAUUACAUCAGUACUUUCAAGUUCGACCACGCAUUGAUUCCAGAGGAGAACAUCAGUGGUGUUAUCCAUGCCCUGAAGGUCAGUCAAGGACGGAAGCAUUAGAAGAGACUCAUCUCCGGGUUCCUCCCCACCACAGCCCGCCUGGGCCUUUUCCCCAUUGAAGGUUAUUCUUGCAGUAUUUCCCUAUGGACUGAAAGAUCGGCCCCAGGACCCUAAGGAUGGGGCCUCUGGAACACUCCCCUGUUUCCUGACUCCCUCCAGGCCUGAGUCCAAGCCAAGGCCACUCCCAUAUCCACCUCCAGCCUUCUAGAGUCCCCUGCCUUUUCAAUAAUGACUCAGUUUCCCCCCAGUGGGGAUGUGCCCAUCUUCCUCCCCCAAAUUCCACCCCAGAAAGUGGUCUCUGAGGCCCCGGGGGCUUGGGAACAGCCCAGGGCCUCACCUACAGCCCACAGCAAACACCAAAGGAAGUUGGCACCUCCCACAAGACAUCGGGGUCCUGAUGCACCUAGGGACAUCUUAGGAAGUUGGUGGAACAAGAUUGGGUGUGCAGAGCUGGGGAAGCCUCCGUGAGCAGCUGGCCGCCCCAGGGUGAAUGGUACAGUUGCUGCUCUAAUAUCAGAGGAACAGGGCCUGGUUCCCUCAGGAUGGAGACCAGCAGGCCACCCUCAGGUCAUAAUGGCCAGUGAGCCUCAGACAGUAGCAGUGGGCCCCCUACGGCCAAGCUGGGGAAACAAACCCAAGACCCUAGAACCCCACCUGCUGACCACACAGGGCCUGUGUCGAUUCCCAUGAUGACUGCCAAGAGGGGUCCUGGGCCAACCUCCCAACCAAGAGCCCUUGUCCCUGGAGGAGGAAGGAAUCCCAGGAUACCUCCUUUCCCACCAGCCUAGAGCACCAGCUUCUAUCCGUCCUCUGUUCGCUCUCCCUGGACCCAACAUGGGCAAGCACUCAGUUUCCUCCCACCGAUGGACAUCCCCACCAGCCCAGGCCUAGAGUGCCUCGGGCCAUGUCCACCUCCCCAGCUGUCACUUAGACCAGCCUAGAGUUUCCCCCUUCGUCCUCUCUACCCCACUUUUAGGGGGCAAAGAGGCCUCAAAAUACACCUAGCAGUCUGUGGCUGAGGUGAUCCUGAGAGGCAGCUAUCUUGAGCAUUUGUAGAGAGAGGGGAAAAAAACCACAUUUGCAGUUUUUUUAUUCAGUUGUUUUUUUUGUUUUGUUUUGUUUUGUUUUUGUUUUUUUGCAUACAGGUGGCUGGGGAAGGAAUAGUCUUGUUUGGAGGAGAUGGGGCCUGUUUGAGUCUUAUUAGGGUGCCCAGAGUUCAGUGGCACUUAGCAGUACUGUGUUUCUCCGGGGACAGACACAAAUGCAAUGAUGUAUCCUAAGAACUUGGCCUUGUCUUCUGAGGAGGGUUAUUGGGAGCGGAGCUCCAGACACCAGGGCCCCCAUAGCACCCCCUAUGGAGCAUCCCAGCAUAUCAGGUGGUAAGAGCACCUGAGAGUGGUAUCAUGAGCUGGGCCUAUGGGAUCCACCAGACUUAGGCUCUUGGGGUGUUUUCUCAGGCCUGUAUUACGCUGUCUCCAACCAGGUCAGGGGAGGGAAUGUUUAUUUACUCCCACGAAAGUCUCCAUACAAACUGUGUUCCUCCCUUCCCUGGGCCAUAGGAGCAUACCCAGGUGGAAGAUAUAUUCUAGACCCCUGUAGAAGGUCAGUCCAGCAUGCUAAUCAAAAUUACCUCUGGCGGGAUUUGGUUUCUUUGUUUUGUUUUUUAAUUCCUUUUGCACAAAACAACCAAAUCUUAUCAAUUGUUUUCUGGUCCCAAAAGGGAAAUGGCCAAGUAGGCAGGGCCAUAGUGAGGGCCCUGAGUCCCCUUCUUCUCGCCCUGGAAGGCCUUGAUUGUCCAGGAUGCACCUCUUUAACCCCUUCUGUGCUGCCUUCCAGCAAUCCUUUCCCACCGGGUCAGUGUGCUGGCCCCCUGCGCCCUGCCCCCGAGUUGUGUGGCCCCCCUAGACUUGCUAGGAUGAAACUGUGUAUUGUACACACCUAUAAAUACGUGUUUUAUGUUAAUAGAGAUAUAUUCUGUAAAUAGCAUAUAUACUUGAGCAAUAUAUAUGUUAAUAUAUUCUGUGUGCGCAGGACACAGGCAAGGGCCCCACCUCAUGUGCGCACACACGGGGACAUUUUGAGCCACCGUAUAUUUUUAAUUCGAAUAUGUAGGCAAUACAGUGAUUGGAAAAGCCCUGGGGUUCUUGAGGCCAGCCUGGAGAGGAGAUAAAACCACCAGCCUACUGCAUCUGGGACAGGUUUAGAGGGCUAGCAUGGUCUGCUUUAUAGCUACUGCACCCCCAUUCCCACAGCCUAACGCUCUGGAUGCUCUUAUUUUAUUUGGAGGGGAUAUUGAUCGAGAAGGAGGAUUGGGAUUUUUUUUACAUUUUAACAGUGGCUCCCUCCCUCAGGGUUACUCCAAAAACUUCAUCUGGUAAACCAUUGUGUUCUGAUCUCCUUCCCAGAGUCCCUUCUCUAUGGAAAGCUGUAGACCUGGUAUCUUACCUGAUUUUUUCUUGUGUUAGUUGUUUUCUUGAGGCAGGGUCUCUUUAUAUAGCUCAGGCUGUCCUGGAAACUC